AUGCAAGACCCCAGUGCAGACACUGAAUGGAAUGACAACUUACACAGAAAGGGCAUCCUGCCCUCAAAGAAAAGCCUGAAAGAAUUGGAAAAGGAGGCAGAAGAGGAGGAGCAGAGGGUCCUCCAGCAGUCAGUAGUGAAAACAUACGAAGAUAUAACUUUAGAAGAGCUAGAGGAUAACGAAGAUGAAUUCAAUGAGGAGGAUGAACGGGCUAUUGAAAUGUACAGGCAGCAAAGACUGGCUGAGUGGAAGGCAACUCAACUGAAGAAUAAAUUUGGAGAAGUUUUGGAGAUCUCUGGCAAGGAUGAUGUUCAUGAAGUUACCAAAGCCAGUGAGGGCUUGUGGGUGGUCUUGCACCUCUACAAGCAAGGGAUUCUCCUCUGUGCUCUGAUAAAUCAGCACAUCAGUGGACUUGCCAGGAAUUUUCCUGAUGUCAAGUUUGUCAAGGCCAUUUCAACAACCUGCAUACCCAAUUACCCGGAUAGGAAUCUGCCUACAAUAUUCGUCUACCUUGAAGGUGACAUCAAGGCUCAGUUCAUCGGUCCUCUGGUGUUCAGUGGCGUGAAUCUGACAAGAGAUGAGUUGGAGUGGAAAUUGUCCGAGUCUGGAGCAGUCAAGACUGACCUGGAGGAGAACCCCAGCAAGCCCCUGGAGGAUGCGCUGCUGUCCUCAGUGUGGGGUUCCGUGCCUAUGAGGAGCGGGGACAGCGAUUCUGAGGGCGACUGAGGCUGCAGCUGCUGGGACUUUUUGAAAUUUCUUGAUGUGACACA
Messenger RNA from Heterocephalus glaber (naked mole-rat), 770 nucleotides. NCBI's taxonomy places the organism in Eukaryota, Metazoa, Chordata, Mammalia, Rodentia, Bathyergidae. The record is from RefSeq and is a predicted model, not a curated record.